This is a messenger RNA of Drosophila hydei, 1977 nucleotides long. Its product is annotated as GDP-fucose protein O-fucosyltransferase 2. The transcript has a single exon. Bases 126 to 1613 code for a protein of 495 amino acids. The record is from RefSeq and is a predicted model, not a curated record. Gene Ontology annotation, biological process: protein O-linked glycosylation via fucose. Gene Ontology annotation, molecular function: peptide-O-fucosyltransferase activity. NCBI's taxonomy places the organism in Eukaryota, Metazoa, Arthropoda, Insecta, Diptera, Drosophilidae.
UUUAGUACACAAAUUAUUUUUCUGAAGCUCAAUUUUUAGUUGAUUUACUAUCGAUAUAAGAUCAAAACCCGAGUUCUUGGUUUGCAGAAAGCCAGCGCCUAUUUUAGUGUGUAAAGCGGCUAAUAAUGCAAAGAUGGUGGCCAGUGCAGUGGUCAGAGCUUGUGCUGGUUCUGCUCUUGGUCGCUGCUUCACAGGCUGCGUCUGGCCGACCACCGCAUAACACAACGAUAGCUAAACCCAGUCAACUGAAGAACAACAGUUUCUGCCAAAGCCGCCUCUUUUGGCGCCUUCCCGCCAAGGACACCUGCCCAGGCUCCAUACUGCCGUUGCGUGGUACCGUGUAUAUACUCUACGAUGUCAACAUCUCCGAAGGCUUCAAUCUGCGUCGUGAUGUGUACAUACGCAUGGCGGUUUUUGUACGUCGCCUGCGACACCGCAAACGUUUUCGCAAUGUCCGACUCGUCCUACCGCCCUGGCCACGUCUCUAUCACUGGCACUCACAUGGCCUGGGCCAGAGCGAUCUGAUGUGGCGCAACUUCUUCGAUUUAGAUAGUCUCCGUCGCUACGCGCCAGUCCUCGACUACGACGAGUUCGUGGCUGAAUAUCGCCAAUUCGGGAUGCCAGCGCCGCCCUACGUCCACGUCUCCCAGGCCUUUCGACUGACACACUACGAAAUUAUGAAGGAGCAGGGUAUUUUCCGGGACAAGUACGAACGCAUAACACCAGGUGCCAGCGAUGACUCCAAUGGCCAUCGCAUGGAAGCCUGCAAUGAGAACUCCAUCAGUGGAGGUCCGCUGCUGCAGCAACGACUUCUACGCUACGGCCGUUAUCACUGUGUGCGAUUCCAAGGCAGUGCUGGCCUGCUGCAGCGCAUGCUCCGCGAGGCUAUUGAUGAGGACACGUCAGGUGUCGAAGAUGCCGACGACAUGCGCGUCUAUGCGGUGCUCAGCGCCGAGACCGUUCUGCACGACAAUUGGGGCGACGAGCACUUUUGGCUAGCGCGGCGCUCGAUGCGCUUUGCCCAGUCCCUUAACCAGGUGGCCGCAGACUUUAGGCUUAUGUCGCUCAGUACCACGGAGACAACGGCCGGCGUGCAACGACCCGCCAUGUGGGAACUAGAGCGACCCAAGCGCGAUGCACGCGGUGGCGACUACUUGUGCGCCCAUCUUCGACGUGGCGACUUCGUGAGGUCGCGGGAAUCAACCACGCCCACACUCAAGGCGGCGGCACAGCAGAUAAAGCAAUUGCUGCGUGCAUUCAACUUGACCACGGUGUUUGUGGCCAGCGAUGCGACGCCAUAUGAGCUGCUCGAGCUGAAGGAGCUCUUCUAUAGAUUCCGCUUUGUGCACUUUACGCCGGAGUCGAAUGUGCAGCGACAGCAGCUGAAGGAUGGCGGUGUGGCCAUAGUCGAUCAGCUGAUCUGCGCCUAUGCCCGCCACUUUGUGGGCACGUACGAGAGCACGUUCACCUACCGCAUCUACGAGGAGCGCGAGAUUCUCGGCUUUAGCAAGUCGAGCACCUUCAAUACAUUCUGCAAGGCAUUGGGCGGCAUCUGUGCCCGUAAUGCCGUCUGGCCCAUUGUCUGGAAUGAUGACGAUGAGAGGUUUUAUUAACUGUAUUUCUUAUGUUUAUUAUCUACUGACAACAAAUAACGGCCACUCAUUUUUUUAAGUGUAACAGUUAAGUGUACUUUACGUAGGAUUAUUUUUGAAUAUUGUGAAACUUCGAACAAACUGCGAUGCCAUACCAAAAAAUUAAACACAUUUUAAACGUACAUUGCCACUGAACUACACUCACACACACACACAUUUACAUAUAUAUAUGGAAUACGAUAUCUACUACUAUUUUGGGUAUACAGGGAGAACUGAUAAAGGUAUGUCAUGUACAGUUAAAUUUCUUUAAUUUGUAUUAUAAGUUAUUUUAAACAACUUCGCUUCGCAUAUUUAAAUAAACGAUAAAAUACUAGGUGUCACAAAA